AACACACGAUGCUUGUGAUCAACACUAUAUAAAUAACUCCCUUCUAUCUGCAUUUUCAACAACAAUACUCAGCGGUUUAUAAUUCCAACCCCAAUUUCUUAUAUAUAUUUUCCCGAUUUCCCGAUCGUUUCACGUUGACUGUGUUCUGAUCACUUUUGACCUUUUUUACGUCACCACCGAUUAUCAAUCGGAUUGAAAUCAGUUGUUCAAUAGGAGAUGGAUACGAGUAAUUGGAGGCCUACUCAAGGUCCAAGUGGUGCUGUUGGCGACUCCAUGGAAUCUGGUGAUUGGAGGGCUCAGCUGCAAGCAGAUUCACGGCAGAGGAUUGUGAACAAGAUAAUGGAUACCUUGAAGAGGCAUCUUCCAUUCUCUGGACAUGAGGGGCUACAGGAACUUAAGAAAAUAGCUGUGAGGUUUGAAGAGAAGAUUUAUACUGCCGCUACAAGCCAGUCGGAUUAUCUGCGUAAGAUAUCUUUGAAGAUGCUGACAAUGGAGACUAGAUCGCAAAAUCCCAUGCCAGAUGCUUUGCAGGCGAACUCUGCUGCUAAUAGUAUAAACCCCUCUGAUCCCGGUUCUCAAGUCAUGCCACAAGUGAAUAACCAAGGGCAGCAGCUUCCGAUUCCAGUGCCCUCCAAUCAUGCUCAAACAGGACAGCAGAUGAUGUCAAUCCAAGGUUCUUCUGGUUUAUCAUCUGCAUUGCCACCUGGCAAUGGCUUACCACAAUCCACAAUGGCAAAUGUUGUUGGCCAGAAUCCAAACUUGCAGAGCAUUCAAAACAUGCCUGGAGUUCAACAAGGUUCUGUGGGAAAUGCAAUGGGCCCCAAUAGUUUUGCAAAUCAAAGACAGAUACCUGGAAGGCAACUUGCUCCUCAACAGCAGCAGCAGCAGCAGCAACAGCAGCAGCAACAGCAAUCUCAAAAUUCACAGUAUCUUUAUCAGCAGCAGUUACAUCAACUUGCAAAGCAGAAGCUCCAGCAGACAAAUAUCACACCUGCUAUGCAAUCACACAUUCAGCAACAACAACAGAAUUUGUUGCAACCAAAUCAUCUACAAUCAUCUCAACAGUCUGGUAUGCCACCAACAAUGAUGCAAACACCUUCUCUCUCUACAAGCGUUCAAACUCAGCAGCCAGUUGCACCACAGUCUUCACAAGGGUUGAUGAACCAUCAACCGGUAAUGAGGCAGCAAAGACAGCAAUUACAACCAAACCAGCAGCAACAGACACAGCCGAACGCAAUGGGGCAGCAGCAGGCAAAUGCUACAAACAUGCAACAAACCCCACUCAUAGGACAACAAAAUAGCUAUUCUGAUGUAUCGCAGCAGCAGAGGUUGAUGAGCCAACAAAAUAAGCUUUCAAGUGUACAGCAGCCACAACAACAUAUGGUUGGGCAACAUAACAGUCUCACUAGCAUGCAACCGCAACAAAUGGGCUCACAAAGUAAUGCGUCUGGUCAGCAGCAGCCGAUACUUGGAAAUCAAUCUAGUAACUCAAGCAUGCAAACCAAUCAACAUACAGUGCAGCACAUGCCGCAUAUGCAGAACUCGACAAAUUUGUUGCCAACGCAAGUUCAACAAUCACAGUCACAGUUACAGCAGCAGGCAAUGCCACAUAUGCAAUCACAGUCUGGCCAGUUGCAGCAGCAGGUGGGUAUGCAACAACCACCAAAUCUGCUGCAACGAGAUAUGCAACAAAGGCUUCCGACAUCCGGUGGCUUUCAGCAGCAAAAUGUAAUUGAUCAGCAGAAGCUAUUUCAACAACAAAGACCAAUGCCAGAGGCUUCAUCGACAUCAUUAGAUUCGACAGCUCAGACGGGCAAUCCAAAUGGUGGAGAUUGGCAAGAGGAAGUUUAUCAAAAGAUAAAAGCCAUGAAGGACCUGUAUCUACUAGAUUUGAAUGACAUGCACCAGAAAAUUCUUGGCAAAUUGCACCAGCAUGAUUCUCUUCCCCAGCAACCGAAGAACGAGCAACUAGAGAAACUGAAAGUAUUUAAAAAUAUGUUGGAGCGUUUCAUGCAAUUUUUACAAAUCCCAAAGCAUGGUAUAAUGGCUAAUUAUAAAGACAAGUUGGGUACUUAUGAGAAGCAGAUUGUUAAUGUCAUCAACUCAAAUAGGCGGAAACCUGCACCCACACAGCAACAACAAGCGCUUCCGCCUCCACAUAUGCAUUCUAUGCAACAAUCACAACAAUCACUUUCUCAGAUGACACAAGUGCCAUCACAUGAUAAUCAGAUGAAUUUGCAGGGUUCUAUGGCAUCAAUGCAACAGAAUAAUAUGGGAAAUUUGCAGCAAAAUUCUGUCCCGUCAAUGUCAGGGGGUUCAAAUGCUCAACAGAACAUGUUGAACUCUUUACAGCCCAGUUCUAAUCUUGACCCAGGCCAAAAUAGCAGUAUGAACUCUCUACAGCAGGUCUCUGGUGGUUCUCUACAACAAAAUACCGUGAGUGGGCCCCAACAAGGAAGCAUAAAUCCAAUGUCAUUACAACCGAACUCCAAUAUGCUUCAACAUCAGCAUAUAAAACAACAGGAACAAUUGCUUCAAAGCCAGCAAUUGAAGCAAUUUCAACAUCGCCAAAUGCAGCAACAAUUUAUGCACAAACAACAACUCCUGCAGCAACAGCAGCAGCAGCAGCAACAACAAUUCCACCAACAAACAAAGCAACAACCGAGUGGGCAGUUGCAAGGAAACCAACUAGCCCAGCUUCAACAGAUGAACGAUGGCGGUGACGUAAAACCUAGACAGCAGAUGGGUGUGAAACCAGGUGCUUUUCAGCAGCAUCAUGUUGCAGCAGCACAACGUUCAGCUUAUCACCAACAACUGAAACCAGGUGCUCCAUUUUCACCUCAACUCCUAUCAGCUGCUUCUCCACAAUUGUCACAGCAUGCAUCUCCGCAGAUCGACCAAUCCAGCAUGUUCAAAUCUGCAAAUUCACCAUUUGCUGUGCCUUCUCCUUCAACUCCCUCCGCAUCUCCUAUCCCUGGGGAGUUCGAGAGAUUAAGUGGUGGUGUUUCUUCUCUAUCAAAUGUUGGGAACGUGGGACAUCAACAAACAUCUGCUGCAGUUUUACCUACUCAAUCUCUUGCUAUAGGCACACCUGGAAUAUCCGCGUCUCCUCUACUUGCAGAGUUCACUGGUCCAGACGGAAACCAUGGUGUUGUGCCAUCAAUUGGAUCAGGAAAGUCCAGUGUUACAGAACAGCCCCUAGAACGCUUACUCAGAGUGGUAAAAUCGAUUUCACCAAAAGCUUUGAGUGCCUCAGUUAGGGACAUUGGUUCAGUAGUUAGUAUGAUUGAUAGAAUUGCAGGAUCAGCACCAGGUAAUGGAUCUAGGGCUGCAGUUGGUGAGGACUUGGUUGCCAUGACAAAAUGUCGCCUCCAGGCAAGAAAUUUUGUCACUCAAGAUGGAACCAACGGUGUGAGGAAGAUGAAACGCUUCACGAGUGCAAUGCCAUUGAAUGUUGUAUCAUCUGCUGGCAGUGUAAAUGAUAGUUUCAAACAGUUGAAUGUUGGUGAGACUUCUGAGCUCGAUUCAACUGCAUCAUCUGCAAUCAAAAGGCCCCGUGUCGAGACUAAUCAUGCCCUUAUGGAAGAAAUAAAGGAAAUAAAUCGGGGUCUCAUUGACACUGUGGUGGAUAUCAGUGAGGAAGAUGUUGAUCCAGCUGCAGCCUCUGCGGUUUCAGAGGGUGGUGAUGGAAUCGUGGUUAAAUGCUCAUUUAGUGCUGUGGCUCUUGGUCCAAACUUGAAGUCACAAUAUGCUUCAGCACAAAUGUCACCUAUCCAACCGUUACGAUUGCUUAUUCCUGCAAACUAUCCAAAUUGUUCACCAAUACUUUUGGAUAACUUCCCAGCCGAAGUCAGCAAGGAGUUCGAGGAUCUUUCGGUAAAGACCAAGUCAAGAUUCAGUAUAUCUCUCAGAAGCCUUUCACAACCUAUGUCCCUUAAAGAUGUUGCAAAAACUUGGGAUGUUUGUACCCGUGCUGUUGUUUCUGAGUAUGCUCAGCAAACUGGUGGUGGCACUUUCAGCUCAAAGUAUGGUACAUGGGAGAACUGCCUAAGUGCUGCAUAAUGCUCUCUUUGCUUAAAGUUAAUAUGACGACCACAGCAAGUAUAUUAUUAUUAUUAUUAUUAUUAUUAUUAUUAUUAGGUCGGCCAUUGAUUUAUGUUUUGUUGCAAGCUCGGUGCUUCUACAUUUGCUUUUUGAACAAAUAGUCCACAUAUCUAGACUUUUCACAUUGUAUAAUAUCUUAGGUACACCUGUUCAUAUUUAUGGAACUUUACUCUUACAAUUUGUUUU
Erigeron canadensis is the source of this 4290-nucleotide messenger RNA. Its product is annotated as mediator of RNA polymerase II transcription subunit 15a. Gene Ontology annotation, biological process: regulation of DNA-templated transcription. The transcript is spliced from 12 exons. NCBI's taxonomy places the organism in Eukaryota, Viridiplantae, Streptophyta, Magnoliopsida, Asterales, Asteraceae. Gene Ontology annotation, molecular function: chromatin DNA binding; transcription coactivator activity. Bases 217 to 4062 code for a protein of 1281 amino acids. The record is from RefSeq and is a predicted model, not a curated record.